UUCAAAAAACUGCAAAUGUAAAUUUUCUUGGCGCAUGCUCAGUCACGUCCGAAAGUAAAACGUCCAGAUGAACAGAAUCAACUUUUCAACCAAAACGUAACUUUUCGUUCAUUCAGGGGGAAAGUAAUCACGUGACUUCUGAUCGAUCCCCAAUCAGAAAGUCUCGUGAUCAGUCCGCGAACACAAACCUCACUUCCUGCUGAAAUCACGUGUUUCGUGGCCGUCAGAGGAACCCACCAGACUUCAUUUAAAUUUCUGCCUAAUUUAUCGUGUGCGUGCGGGUGCGUGUGAGAUCCUGCUGUGGCGCAGCUCGUGUUUUACAGGUUUACCUCAGAGAACAGAUGCUGCUGUUGUCGUGUUACUUCCUGUCCGCGUGGCUCGGCGCGGAAGCGGCCCCGGCGGCCGACGAGAUCACGUACCUGCCGGGUCUGCAGAAACAGCCGAGCUUCAAGCAGUACUCUGGAUACCUGAGUGUGCCUGACGGCAAACACCUGCACUAUUGGUUCGUUGAGUCGCAGAACAAACCGUCCUCGGACCCGCUGGUGCUGUGGCUGAAUGGCGGCCCCGGCUGCAGCUCGCUGGACGGACUGCUGACCGAACAUGGACCCUUCCUGAUCCAGAGCGACGGUGCGACGCUGGAGUACAACCCGUACGCCUGGAACAAGAUUGCCAACAUGUUGUACCUGGAGUCCCCAGUAGGAGUCGGCUUCUCGUAUUCGGACGAUCAGAAAUACGCCACCAAUGACACAGAGGUGUCGAUGAACAACUACCUGGCCCUGAAGGAGUUCUUCCGCCUGUUUCCAGAGUACAGCAAGAAUGAGCUCUUCUUGACCGGAGAGAGCUACGGAGGAAUCUACAUCCCAACGCUCGCUGAGAGGGUGAUGGAGGACGCCAGCCUCAACCUGCAGGGCAUCGCCGUGGGGAAUGGGAUGUCGAGCUACGAGAUGAACGACAACUCUCUGGUGUACUUCGCCUACUACCACGGCCUGCUUGGCAGCCACCUGUGGGCGGAGCUUCAGACCUACUGCUGCAGCGACGGGAAAUGCAACUUCUAUGACAACCCGAACCAGAACUGCGUGGACCGCGUGGGGGAGGUUCAGACCAUCGUCUACAGUUCAGGUUUGAACAUAUACAACCUGUAUGCUUCCUGCCCAGGUGGAGUCCCGCAGAGACUCAGUGUCGAGCGAGGCCAGCUGGUGAUCCGAGAUCUGGGAAACUCGUUCAUUCACCAUCAGUGGAGCCGGCUGUGGACGCAGAAAGUCAAAAGUCUGGGGGCGCUGCUCCCGUCUGUCCGCCUGGACCCCCCCUGCACCAACUCCACCCCUUCCAACCUGUACCUGAACAACCCGCUGGUCAGAAAAGCCCUCCACAUCAGCCCCAAAGCUCUGGACUGGGUCAUCUGCAGCUCUGAGGUGAACCUGAACUACGGUCGGCUCUACAUGGAUGUCAGGAAACAGUACCUGAAGCUGCUCGGCGCUCUAAAGUACCGCAUCCUCGUGUAUAAUGGCGACGUGGACAUGGCGUGCAACUUCAUGGGGGACGAGUGGUUUGUGGAGUCUCUGCAGCAGCAGGUGCAAGUCCAGAGGCGUCCGUGGAUCUACGAAGAUGUGGACGGUCAGCAAGUCGGCGGCUUCGUCAAAGAGUUUGAUAACAUUGUCUUCCUCACCGUGAAGGGUUCAGGUCACAUGGUUCCAACAGACAAACCAGCUGCUGCCUUCACCAUGUUCACCAGAUUCAUCAAGAAGCUGCCCUACUGACCUCUGACCCCUGACCUGUCAGGCUUCUAGUCUGAUUUUUUUUUUUUUUCUCACACUGUCAACAAAUCAUCACGUCUCUCCUGUGUUGCAACCACAUUCCAGACCUCAGCCAAUCAUGUCACUCCUCUGGACCAGCUUGUCACCUGGUCAUCUUCUUGGUUGUCAUGGAAACGAGCACUGCCACCACUCUUUUUUUUCUUUUUAUUGUAAAUGAGAAAGUUGCUGCUUGUUUGAUUUAAAGGGAAAUAAACACUGAUUUUUAACGAG
Messenger RNA from Pelmatolapia mariae (spotted tilapia), 2024 nucleotides. RefSeq names its product cathepsin A (gene ctsa). The transcript has 14 exons. Bases 342 to 1757 code for a protein of 471 amino acids. Gene Ontology annotation, molecular function: serine-type carboxypeptidase activity. NCBI's taxonomy places the organism in Eukaryota, Metazoa, Chordata, Actinopteri, Cichliformes, Cichlidae. Gene Ontology annotation, biological process: proteolysis. The record is from RefSeq and is a predicted model, not a curated record.